Molecule: messenger RNA, 1539 nt
Organism: Prosopis cineraria
Lineage: Eukaryota; Viridiplantae; Streptophyta; Magnoliopsida; Fabales; Fabaceae
Product: protein ACCELERATED CELL DEATH 6-like
Exons: 3
Coding region: 1-1539 (512 amino acids)
Molecular function (GO): protein binding
Source: RefSeq, a predicted model, not a curated record
AUGAGCAAUCCGGAUGAUGUAGAAAUUCAUACGGAAGAGAACCAUUCAGACUGGAGGUCUCAAUGUGGCAAAGAGAUGCGUGAACUGAUGGAGAAGAAGUUCAGCUGGUCACAUGAUGAUAAGAAGCAGUCAACUGGAAGCAUGAUGUUAGUGAUGCCACAAUUUUCAACCGUGUUCUAUAAAUUGUACAAGGCUGUUUGUGAUCGGGAAAAAGAUGCAGAUGGCUUUGUUUCACUCUUGAAGUCAGAAUGUACAGUGAAUAAAGUUGAUUUGGCCACCCUUUUUAAUAAUGUCACUCCCACUGGUGAUUCGUUGCUUCAUGUUGCAGCUGAGUUUGGUAGAGAAGAAGUUGUGGAGCUGAUUGCUUCUCACUAUCCCAAUCUUCUGAGUAAGGGAAAUAAGAAAGGUGAUACUCCACUUCAUGUUGCUUCGCGAGCAAAGAAUAUUGAAGCGAUCAAUGCUAUUCUCCUGGUUAUAUCAAAGAAGGCCGAAUUGAUAGAUAAAGCCGAAUUUCUAAUGUUGAGAAAUAAUUAUCAGAGGACAGCUUUGCACGAAGCUGUUUUGAGCGAGCAUUCAGAUGGGGUGGUUCUGCUUUUAAAUGCGCAUAGGAGAAGUGUUUUGGCUGCCUAUUGGACUUGGAACAAGAAUUAUGGAUGCAAAUCACCAAUGUAUUUGGCCGUCACGACAAAGAAUAUGGUGAUUCUUGCUUGUCUCCUAGAGAAAAUUGCAAUUCCUUCAGAUCACCAGGCCAUUUCAAGCGGAGACUCUCCGCUUCAUGCCGCGAUAUUAGAACGAAAUACUGGUCAGUACAUGUAUCUAUAUUUACUCAUAAAUUAUAACAUGCUUGAUGCUUUUGAUCAGUUUGAUUUUCUUGCACCUAAUAUGUGUUUGUUUUUGGGUGAAGAACUAUUGAAAUACAUAGUGAGGGAAGGACCAAAAGAGCUCAUGUAUCAAAAAGAUGAAAGACAAAACACUCCCUUUCAUUAUGCAACAUACGCUGGUUUCUUGGGAGCAAAACUUAGACGGCAAUCUUCCGAUCCACCCGCCUGCGAAAAGGGCCAUGUUCAAGUGGUAAAAAAUCUGCUUGAAAUUCCGUGGUCUGAUGCUGGAUUUUGCCUGAAUAAUGAAGGACAAAACAUUCUUCACGUUGCAGCAAUCAAGGGACACACAAAUGUGAUAAAAUGCUUACUGGAAAAUCCUAAGAUUCAUCCUCACACUGUCAAUGAGAGAGACUUGUAUGGAGAUACCCCGCUGCACCUGGCUUCAAAAAACCUACGUCUUUGGACUCUGCUCCUUCUUUCACAAGACAAACAUAUCAAUGCGAAUCUGGUCAAUAAUGAAGGUUUAACAGCACGAGACGUUGUUUGGAUACGAUGUAAAACUCCAAUGACACGUCAAGAGUUCUUAGCGGAUGUGAUUUUAAGAAGAGCUGGGGUGCUGCUCAAGGCAAAUAUGCUAGGUGUGCCCCGGGAAGUAUCAGCCAAUGAAGAUUGGAAAGUGAAAGACGCAGCUGAAACACUCAUACUUGUGGCCAUAUGA